Lolium perenne is the source of this 474-nucleotide messenger RNA. The record is from RefSeq and is a predicted model, not a curated record. Lineage: Eukaryota; Viridiplantae; Streptophyta; Magnoliopsida; Poales; Poaceae.
AUGCCUAAAGCUCACAAGGAGUGUUUUUCAGGUUUAAACCCCCCAAACCAACUCGGCAAGCGAACCUCCCACCCCGCGCGCAACCCACCUCCCGCCCCGCGCGCCUCCCACCUCCCGCGCGCGUCGCCUCCCACCACCUGCCGCGCGCCCCGGCUGCCGCCGCCCACUCCGCCGCGCGCGCCCGGCGACCGCCGCCACACCACUGCCGCGCCCCGGCGACCGCCGCCCCACCACCUGCCGCGGCCCCCGGCGACCGCCGCCCCCACCACUCGCUGCGCCCCCGGCGACCGCCGCCCCACCACUCGCCGCGCCGCCCCGGCGACCGCCGGCGACCGCCCGCCCCCACCACUGCAGCGCACGAGGCUCCGCCGCCCCGUCACCGGCAGCGCGCACGACCUCCACCGCCCCACCACCUGCCACGCGCACAGCCCCCGCUGUCCCCACCAACUGUCGGAGGCGCCACUGUCGCCCUAG